Molecule: messenger RNA, 576 nt
Organism: Gordionus sp. m RMFG-2023
Lineage: Eukaryota; Metazoa; Nematomorpha; Gordioida; Chordodea; Parachordodidae
Exons: 1
Coding region: 1-576 (191 amino acids)
Source: RefSeq, a predicted model, not a curated record
AUGAGGUCACAGAGGGACCGGGAACUUCGGGAGCUGAGGAACCAGGGCAAAGUCAUGGAGUGUGUUGGUCAACACCCGGCAAGUCAUUUCUUCCUCACAAGUGGACAAUACACCUCAUUUCGUGAAUGGAGAUUUAUACACCGGGCUAGACUCAACGAACUACCAUUAAACGCGAGACCAGGCUGUUCAAGAGACCCGCGUUGUAGGAGGUGUGGACAAUCAAACGAAACCCUCCCACACGUCUUGAAUCAUUGCAUGAGGUACUCGCGUUGGAUGGUAGAACGCCACGACGCCGUCGUCGAACGACUUAAAACGACCGUAGCUGCAGAAUUCUCAAUUCUUGCGGAGAAUCAAGUCGUCGACGAUACACUCCUGAGACCGGACCUGGUGAUAGCGAAAGGCAAUCAAGCCUUUAUAGACGUCACUAUUCCCUUUGAUAAUCGCUUAGCUUCUUUGGACGCAGCUUACAACGAGAAGAUAGCUAAGUAUCAAGGGAUAGUGCAGUUUCUGAAGCAAACUUACUCAUCGGUAGAUGUCGUGCCGAUAGUGGUUGGGUCCCUGGUACGCAAAAAAUGA